AUGGCUCCGUCCAUUCUCAACUUCAGAGGACUUCGGCGUCGUUCGAAAGCCAGCUUCAAGACCGACCGCUCAAACACCGACGUUUCUAGCGAUGCCAGCAACAUGACCACUCCCACUGCCACAAGCGGUGCCUCGACCCCACCAUCCAUGGCUCAAGCCUCCGAUUCUGCUCUCGAUCUCCAAGUGAAGGACUCCAAUGGGGGUAAUCCUCAAGCUCGCCCGCCGCUGCAACCCGUCCCCAAUUCCCACCGACACAGCGUCUCUGGUAUGGCAGGCCUCGGUUCUCCUGUUGUGGGCGGGAAAUCGGCAUUGCCAGUUUCUCAAUAUGCGCCCCGAAUUGCAAAUAUCACCGACAAUGCCUGGGCCCUCGUCUACCUACAGCCAGGCCCAAACAAGAUCCGCUUCGACUUCUCAAGUCCAAAGUUACCCAACAGCUCGUCAUCUAAUCCAAUUCACGCAUCCUACUUGACGAUUCACAUGUUGCCGGCGAAUAAUGCACCUCCGCUGCAGCUCGCUAUCGUGGUUGCCAAGGAUUCUCCCGAGACUUUCGAUGCGGUGCCUACAAGGAUCGAGCGAGAGGGCAAUGAUUUGGAGACGGCAGUCCGCAAAUUCCGAAUGGCCGCUUACCUCUGGCAAGCCUUUACAGCUGAGCAAAUGUGGCGAAACAAACUUGGACGUCGUGUCUUCAGGUUUGAGGAGGAAUGGACCGCCGGCACAUCGAACCAACGAGAUCGAGAGAACGGAAACUUGCGCUCCGAGGCCAGGAUCCAUAUCAUCAGGUCAGACAAGACAGUCGCUGAACUUAGAGAUCUCGAGCUGGCGCAGCAGAAUGAGAAGGCGAGCAAGAAGGGGGACCUAUACGAAAUAGCUGCUGAGGCGGUGAAACAAUACUUUAGGCCACUAGGUGGUCAAAAGCAGUACGUUUCCGUGCUGAUGCUCGAUACGCAAUGGGACAAGGAGGCGAAUGUUGUAAGGGGUCACGCGGCGCUGGGCGGUAAUGCAGGCGAUCUGCACCUGGCCAUUUUCGGGUCCCAUUGCCUGCAAAGCUAUCCCACGAGUUUCGAAGAAGUCGUCCCUGCAUUUACGGAUUGCACUCCGACUGACCUCACCUAUGUCGCCAACGACUGCAACCAGGCUGGCAGCUCUUGGGAGGCAGCGAACAUCGGGAUUGGUGCUCAUCUGCACGAGACAGGUCACCUAUUUGGAUGUCCUCAUCAGGAAUCUGGUGUGAUGCUCCGCGACUACCUGACACUCAAUCGCAGCUUCGUGACCCGCGAGGCAUUUUGCACAAGGACCAAGUCCAAGGGGGGCCUGGUUCUUCAAGACGACGAGUGCGGUUGGCACCGCCUUGAUUGCUUACGUUUCCGCGCCCAUCCCUGCUUCAGGUUGCCAAACGAUCCCCCCAUGAACGCUGACGACAGCGUCCAUGCUUUCCCAGUUGAGAGUGGAAACGUGGUCGUAAUGGCGGCGACUGGAAUCGCGUUUAUCGAGCUAUUCGCAGAGGACGAUGAUCUCUGCCGAAAAUGGAUUGAAUACCCCCUCGAAAACAGUUCGGUACAACGUCAACUAACUCUGAACGACCGCGAGCUACGCGAGAAGCUCCCAGAGAACAAGCGGAAGGGGCGGCUUAGGGUGUCGGUCAAAUCGCAUGGCGGUGGUUCCUUGGAUAUCGACGAUUUCAAAAAGCUGUGCUCCAAAGAGUCUUCUUUCAAACUGACACCUGGUCCGCUCGGCAAGACAGCCUACAGAGGCAAGCCUCUGGGCAACUCAGCCAUGGAUGGCACUGAACCACAGGAAAUCAUUUUUGAGAGCGGCGGAAAACAGAACCGAGUGCUCUCCCGCAUCAUCUUCUACCAUGGAUACGCAGUAGACGGCAUGGAAUUCGUUUACGACGACGACACAACGCAAUUAUUUGGGAAGCGGGGAGGUAAAGAGGGUGGCGAUGCGUUCGAUUUUGAUAUUCGCCGGGGUGAAUACAUCUCAGGCUUUUACGUCCGCUCGGGUGCUUGGAUUGAUGCAAUUCAGGUCCUCACGAGCUUGGGCAGACGGUCGCCUAUAUUUGGCAAUGCUCAGGGCGGAUCUACGUAA
Messenger RNA from Colletotrichum fioriniae, 2088 nucleotides. NCBI's taxonomy places the organism in Eukaryota, Fungi, Ascomycota, Sordariomycetes, Glomerellales, Glomerellaceae. The record is from RefSeq and is a predicted model, not a curated record.